Aspergillus ibericus CBS 121593 is the source of this 3597-nucleotide messenger RNA. RefSeq lists its product as uncharacterized. Lineage: Eukaryota; Fungi; Ascomycota; Eurotiomycetes; Eurotiales; Aspergillaceae. Bases 104 to 3397 code for a protein of 1097 amino acids. Gene Ontology annotation, biological process: isoprenoid biosynthetic process; ergosterol biosynthetic process; coenzyme A metabolic process. Gene Ontology annotation, cellular component: endoplasmic reticulum membrane; peroxisomal membrane. The transcript is spliced from 2 exons. Gene Ontology annotation, molecular function: protein binding; hydroxymethylglutaryl-CoA reductase (NADPH) activity. The record is from RefSeq and is a predicted model, not a curated record.
CCUGCACCGUCGCUCUUCUUUAUCCUGUUUCUUCUGUUGCAGCUGGUUGCCAGCUCAUGGGAUCAAGACUAAUUAUCCCGCUCCUACUAUAAUACCAUUGGAGAUGGUUGCCUCUUCCUCGCGUGUCCGCAGGGAGCAGCCUGUGUCGUCCCGGACAACACCAUCAUGGUUCCAGAGGAAGAUCACACCGGGACUACUCUCCCUCUCCCGGCUCGCAUCCUCGCACCCGAUACAUACGGUGGCCGUCGUGGCCUUGCUCAUGAGCUCCAUAUACACCAGCCUCCUGGAAGACAGUAUCUUCGAUGGAGGCAACCCCGGCCGGAAGGCAGAGUGGUCAUCGCUCACUGCGAGUAAUAGACGCCUCUACACGAGCUCAGAAUCCGAUUGGAACUGGCAGCUGGAUGAUUCCGAUGCCCCAAUUCCCACUGAGGUCGACCAUACCGUGCUCCUGACUUUGGUAUUCCCUGAGAUGACCGAAAGAACAUUCGCGGAAUCAAUGACGCCAAUGCUUCAAUUGCCUGGCAACCUGUCCAUCACGCAGUUGCCCCCCACAGCCAAAUCAUUCAACACAUACAACAAGGAGCAUGUCCUUGCUUUCUCCCUUCCUUACAGCCAGGCAUCUGACUUCUUGGCGAUGGCUCAGGAGGUCCCGUAUAGCAAUCCAGGUCAGGAGUUAGACCACGGAGAGCAGCGAAUGUGGAUAAUGAAGGCCGCACGAGUACAAAUGCAGAGCAGCCUAACGAAUUGGGCAGACGAUGCCUGGGUCGAGUUUGUGGACCUGCUCAAAAACUCCCAAACCCCUGAUAUUGCCAUUGUGCUGCUUGGAUAUGUCUUCAUGCACAUGACGUUCGCCUCGUUGUUCCUUUCCAUGUAUCGCAUGGGCUCGAAGUUCUGGUUGGCCACAAGUGUGCUAUUCUCAUCUACAUUCGCCUUUGUCCUUGGUCUGUUCGUCACUGUCGAGCUUGGAGUCCCUAUUAAUAUGGUACUCCUUUCCGAAGGCUUGCCAUUCUUAGUGGUUAUAGUCGGCUUCGAAAGGUAUGUUGGCCUCACGCGGGCCAUCUUGACACAUGCCACGGACCGUCGCAGCUCAACACAUGAUGAGGCCUCUUCUGCAAUUCAGUCCGCCAUCGAGUCUGUUAUCAGCGACAAGGGAUUCGAUAUCGUCAAAGAAUACGUGAUAGAAAUCGGAAUCCUUGCAGUAGGAGCAUUGUCCGGGGUACAGGGAGGGCUAGAGCAAUUUUGCUUCUUGGCUGCAUGGACUCUUUUCUUUGACAGCAUACUUCUCUUCUCGUUCUACACCGCAAUCGUUUGCAUCAAGUUCGAAAUAAAUCGGAUCAAGGGACACACCGACAUGCGCAGGGCGCUAGAAGAGGACGGAAUUAAUUCCCAAGUGGCCGAGAAUGUGGCCAUGAGCCACAGCAAAAGCCAGCCAGGGAAGAUUUUUGGCAAGAGUGCGCAAGUCCCUAGGUUCAAAGUCCUUAUGGUCGGCGGAUUUUUCCUAGUGAAUAUUGCGAGCAUGUGCAUGGUUCCCUUCCGCAAUACACACUCGGUUACGGACAUAUCAGAUUGGACUCGCGGCCUGGGUGGUGGUGUGGUGAUGUCUCCGCCGGUCGACCCCUUCAAGGUAGCCUCCAACGGACUUGAGGUGAUCCUGGACAGGGCCAAGUCAAGCGGUCAGGAUACAGUUGUUACAGUACUGACCCCUAUCAAGUACGAACUGGAAUUCCCAUCUGUCCACUAUGGCCUUGCCGGCAUGGAAGCGUCCCAUGAUGAGGACAUAUUCCUUGACCUGGGUGGAUACGGUGUCGGUGGCCGCGUCAUCGGUGGUUUGCUCAAGAGCUUGGAUGACCCCGUCUUUUGCAAGUGGGUAAUUGCAGCCCUGGUGCUCAGUGUUGCCCUCAAUAGCCAUCUUUUUAGCGCAGCUAGACAGGGUGUUAAGACGACGACUACAACGGGCCAGCCUACUACGCCCGAAAAGCCGGACAUCUCACAAAGGGUUGAACCUUCACCAUGCGAGUGCCAACGAGCUGUUGUUCCAUCCCCAGUCGCAAAUGGGUUCUUAGCUGGUGAUGAAUCGACUAAGGCCAAGCGCACCCAGGAAGAAAUAGUGCAGAUUCUCUUAGAGAAGCGCGCCCAUGAGCUGACUGAUGAGGAAGUUGUCGAACUCUCUAUGUGCGGAAAAAUCCCCGGUCAUGCGCUGGAGAGGACCUUGAAAGAUUUCACUCGUGCCGUAAAGAUUCGUCGCACCAUCAUAUCUCGCAACAAGGCUACAGCAGAUAUCACAAGUGCUCUUGAACAAAGUAAACUCCCAUAUGAGAACUAUGAUUGGUCUCGGGUCUUUGGUGCGUGCUGCGAGAACGUUGUGGGCUAUAUGCCAGUUCCGGUGGGCUUCGCGGGUCCUAUUAUCAUUGAUGGAAAGAGCUAUUUCAUCCCCAUGGCGACUACCGAAGGAGUCCUUGUCGCUAGCGCGAGCAGAGGAAGCAAGGCUAUCAACGCUGGUGGCGGUGCCGUGACGAUGUUAACAGCUGAUGGAAUGACCCGGGGUCCUUGUGUUAGCUUUUUAACCCUACAGCGCGCGGGGGCUGCUAAGAUCUGGCUUGACUCGGAACAAGGCCAAAUCACGAUGAAAAAGGCCUUCAACUCGACGACCCGUUUCGGACGACUCCAAUCGAUGACCACUGCUAUCGCCGGCACGAACCUUUAUAUCCGCUUCAAGACCACUACUGGAGAUGCCAUGGGCAUGAACAUGAUCUCCAAGGGUGUUGAAUACGCGCUAGAAGUCAUGAAAACUGCUGGGUUUGAGGACAUGAAGAUCAUAACCCUGAGCGCCAACUUUUGUGCCGACAAAAAGCCUGCAGCGAUCAACUGGGUUGAAGGGCGAGGAAAGAGCGUCGUUGCUGAAGCCAUCAUCCCCGGUGAUGUAGUCAAGAGCGUACUGAAAACUGACGUCGAAUCCAUGGUCGAGCUCAAUGUUGCGAAAAACAUGAUCGGGUCGGCUAUGGCAGGAUCUAUCGGAGGAUUCAACGCGCAUGCUGCCAACAUGGUCGCGGCCAUCUUUAUCGCGACAGGGCAGGAUCCGGCGCAGGUUGUAGAGAGUUCGAACUGCAUCACCAUUAUGAAGAAUCUUCACGGCUCGCUCCAGAUUUCAGUAUCCAUGCCCUCGAUUGAGGUCGGCACGCUGGGAGGUGGUACUAUUCUGGAGCCUCAAAGUGCCAUGCUUGACACACUCGGGAUCCGAGGACCACAUCCCACCGAGCCGGGUGCCAAUGCCCAGCAGCUCGCCCGCAUUAUCGCCGCCGCUACUUUAGCAGCGGAGCUGUCGCUCUGCGCCGCGUUGGCCGCGGGUCAUCUUGUUAAGGCACACAUGCAGCAUAACCGUGCCACUCCAGCGAAGUGAAGUUUAAACGCUGUACAUACUGCAUAUAUAGUAGGUGGGAGAGCGCCAUGGGUAGAUAGAGGGCUGCCCAGUUAGCAUACGUGACCAUGCAUAGAGAUCGCAUCAGAUGCAAUGAUUAUCAGCUUAUCAAGAAUGCAAGCUACUCUGCUUCUCCGCAUUUUCAGACUAGCGCGGUGAGAAAGGUUCGCCCAGCUCAGGCC